Messenger RNA from Acanthisitta chloris (rifleman), 762 nucleotides. RefSeq names its product antagonist of mitotic exit network 1 homolog (S. cerevisiae) (gene AMN1). Gene Ontology annotation, biological process: SCF-dependent proteasomal ubiquitin-dependent protein catabolic process. Gene Ontology annotation, cellular component: SCF ubiquitin ligase complex. The transcript is spliced from 7 exons. The record is from RefSeq and is a predicted model, not a curated record. Gene Ontology annotation, molecular function: protein binding. Lineage: Eukaryota; Metazoa; Chordata; Aves; Passeriformes; Acanthisittidae. Bases 1 to 762 code for a protein of 253 amino acids.
AUGGAGCAGCUGGAACUGAGAAGAUGCCUUCAGUGUUUGACAAAGAACCUUUCCAGAUAUGCUGCAGAUAUUAAGUCAUUGCCACCCAACAUAAAGGAUAAACUGAUUAAAUUAAUGAGUAGGCAAGGGCAAAUAACAGAUUCAAAUAUCAGUGAGGUACUGCACCCUGCUGUGGAGUCUCUAGACCUCCGAGACUGUGAUAUUUCAGAUAAUGCAUUAUUGCAGCUUUAUAACUGCAAGCAGCUGAAAAAAAUCAACUUAAAUUCUUGCAAGGAAAACAGAUUUGGAAUCACUUCAGAAGGUGUCAUAGCACUGGCCUUGUCCUGCCCUUACUUGUGUGAAGCAUCUUUCAAAAGGUGCUGUGAUAUCACUGACAGUGGAGUUCUUGCUCUUGCACUCAACUGCCAGUUCCUGCAAAUUGUGAACUUAGGCAGCUGUUCAGGCAUCAUGGAUGCAUCUCUGCAGGCACUUGGAAAAAACUGCAAAUUUCUUCACAGUGUGGACUUUUCAUCUACUCAGGUAACAGACGAUGGUGUUGUGGCACUAGUGAGUGGGACAUGUUCAAAGAACUUAAAGGAGAUCCACAUGGAGCGCUGUGUCCACCUGACUGAUGUUGCUGUGGAAGCAGUCCUUACCUCUUGUCCCAAGAUCCACAUUUUUCUGUUCCAUGGAUGCCCACUGAUAACAGAUCGUUCCCGAGAUGUUUUAGAACAGCUAGUCAUAUCCAACAAAAUCAAGCAAGUAACAUGGACUGUUUACUGA